This is a messenger RNA of Phyllopteryx taeniolatus (common seadragon), 2203 nucleotides long. It is a transcript of the gene eef1db, whose product is annotated as eukaryotic translation elongation factor 1 delta b (guanine nucleotide exchange protein). The transcript is spliced from 10 exons. Gene Ontology annotation, molecular function: guanyl-nucleotide exchange factor activity; translation elongation factor activity. The record is from RefSeq and is a predicted model, not a curated record. Lineage: Eukaryota; Metazoa; Chordata; Actinopteri; Syngnathiformes; Syngnathidae. Gene Ontology annotation, cellular component: eukaryotic translation elongation factor 1 complex; cytosol. Gene Ontology annotation, biological process: translational elongation. The coding region runs from base 192 to 2144 and encodes 650 amino acids.
AAGGCGCUUUCGUCCCCUUCCCCCAUCUUCAAAGCUCCAUGCCAUGCGUACAACCUCUGCUUCCUCCUUCCCGUUGUUACUUGGCGAAACACGUUUCUGCCACGACCUGUAGCCACAGCGACGACACCAAAAUCCCAACAAACAUUUGAACAAUUGAUUUUAGACUUGAGAAUUGCAUAUUCCCAAGGACGAUGUCAAAGAAGACCAGCCAGUAUUCUACAGCAGAUAUGUUGGAUCAUAAUAAGGCUUCCAACCAUAGUCAGGUGGACUCUUCAACCAACUUGGUAGCUGAGUGCAGAAACAAGGCUAACUCAACCCAGCAAAAUGGGGGAAUGUCAUCCUCUCCAGAAAGUGUAAGCUUGAAUGGAGAUAAAAAGCAAAGUGGAAAAAGGCAUUGCGGCAAGAGAUGUACAUCUAAACCUGAGAGUCACCCCACGGUGAAGGUUAACGCCAAAAACGCAACCCAACCACCUGACCCCCAAGCCGGACUGAUUGCCCUGCAGUCGGAAUGUGCCAAUGUGUGGUUUCAACGAAGCAUAUACGAGCAAGCAGAGAGCCUAUAUCAGUGCUGGUUGGCAAACUCACCCAAAGUACCCGCUAAGCUGAAUGGGUCAGCUCCAACUCCAAAAAACAACACUUCAUCUACUAAAGCCCCCAAGAAGAACUGUUUUAGGCACGCUGACCACCAAGUCGAAGAAUCCAUGCAGUUGGCUGUUCCAAACUCUUUGUCUCAGAGCUUCAUCAAACCCACAACCCCAGAUGAAGGGUAUCAGUCUCAAGCUCCAACUCCUGUAAUCCCUAGCCCACAGCAGAAGGCAGUCACACUAACUUCGCGAGAAACGGUUAAUGGGCUCUCCCCCAUUUUAGCAGAGCUGUUUCGUGACAUAUGGCUGGAGAAGCCAUUGUAUGAUCGUGCAGAAGCCACCUACUACCAAACUGUGUGUGGCAACAAUUCAUCCAAACAAUCCAGCUACACCCUGAGAAGUGGUGAGCUCCCUCAAAGCUUCGUAGAGGUGGAAGAGGAAGUAGUGUUGGAGAAAAAACAAGGGGUUUUGCAGGGCAUAGUAGAGGUUUUCCAUGCUCUGCACCCAAUCCAGGAGGAGGAAGAACCUGCUGAGAUACCUGCCAAACAAGAGAGGCAUGAUCUUGGAGUUUGCUACUUUCUUCACCCUGACAGUGAGCGGGUGUGGUUGGACAAGUGGAGGUAUGAUGUAGCAGAGAGCCGUUUCCGUGGAGGUGAAGCAGUGGUGGCAAAGAAAGGUCGGAGGGCCAAAACGGACACCUCAUCGAUUGUCUUCACUGUCCAACUGAGGGAAAACAACAUGAGCUCUGUCACCUUUCUGACCAAGGAGAAGAUCUGGUUUGACAAAAGUCGCUACGAUGAGGCAGAAAGACGCUUCUUCGAACGUGUGAUCAGCUCCUCACAAACAACGCGGGCAGUCUGUGAUGCGGGAGCUAACGCCAUCCUUCAAGACAUCGCACGUGCCCGGGAGAACAUUCAGAAGUCACUUGCAGGAAGCACUUGCAGCAGCAGCACAGCUGAUCAAGAAUUGAUCUCUCGAAUCAAGAGCCUGGAGCUGGAGAACAAGAGCUUAAAUAAAGUGGUGGAAGACUUGAGGGCAUCACUUUCCAAGCUGGAAUUUCGAGUAACAGUCUUGGAGAAAUCCCCUGCAGUUGUAGCACCAGCUCCCACUCCUUCAGUCCCCUACACAAAUGGAACUACCAUCCAGCAGUCCGGCAGUCCCAACGCAAAAGAGGAGGUGGAUGAUGAUGAUGUAGACUUGUUUGGUAGUGAUGAUGAUGAAGAGGCAGAGAAACUCAAAGAGCAAAGGUUGAAAGAGUAUGCAGAGAGAAAGGCCAAGAAGCCCACUGUCAUUGCCAAGUCCUCAAUCUUACUGGAUGUCAAACCAUGGGAUGAUGAAACUGACAUGGCAAAGCUGGAGGUGUGCGUGCGCUCUGUGCAAGCUGACGGUCUGUUAUGGGGGAUGUCCAAACUGAUUCCUGUGGGUUAUGGCAUUAAGAAGCUCCAGAUCUCGUGUGUAGUGGAAGAUGACAAGGUUGGAACAGACAUGUUGGAAGAAGAAAUCACCAAGUUUGAAGACUAUGUUCAGAGUGUCGACGUUGCGGCUUUCAACAAGAUUUAAAUAGUUGUCUCGUACUGUCCAUCACCACAUCUCUGUUAAUAAAAGACUCUUGCACUGAG